Tripterygium wilfordii is the source of this 2487-nucleotide messenger RNA. RefSeq names its product sulfite reductase [ferredoxin], chloroplastic-like. The transcript is spliced from 8 exons. Bases 177 to 2243 code for a protein of 688 amino acids. Gene Ontology annotation, cellular component: sulfite reductase complex (NADPH); chloroplast stroma. Gene Ontology annotation, biological process: sulfate assimilation. Lineage: Eukaryota; Viridiplantae; Streptophyta; Magnoliopsida; Celastrales; Celastraceae. Gene Ontology annotation, molecular function: 4 iron, 4 sulfur cluster binding; sulfite reductase (ferredoxin) activity; heme binding. The record is from RefSeq and is a predicted model, not a curated record.
UGGACGGAGAGUCGUCUCCAGCUUUACUGCUUCAGCUUCGCUUCUUCAUUACCAACCAAUAGUCGAGCAGCCACAUCCUCUCUGGUUUCUGUCUCGCUACAUUUUGUUCACUGUUAAAACCCUAGCUUAGGGUUCUUUUGUUUCAAUUUUGAUUUUGAAGGGUUGUUGUUUCGGUGAUGAAGGCGACUUCGUUUGGGGCUGUGAACGCGGUGGUGUCCAACGAUCCGAAGAGUCGGAUUCAGACCUUUGAUGGCUUGCAAGCUUCGAAAUCUUUAGCUCUGACUCGGAACUUGCGAGUUCUUCAUAGUCUUCGUGCUCGCCCUUCUGUUAUACGAGCUGUAUCGACGCCGGUAAACCCAGGCACUGCUGCUGAACCAAAGCGUAGUAAGGUUGAAAUUAUAAAGGAGCACAGUAAUUUCAUAAGGUACCCACUCAAUGAGGAGUUAUUGACUGAUGCCCAAAAUAUCAAUGAGGCUGCUACACAGUUAAUUAAGUUCCAUGGGAGCUAUCAGCAGUACAACAGAGAUGAUCGUGGUACAAGGUCAUACUCUUUUAUGCUUCGGACGAAGAAUCCUUGUGGAAAAGUGUCAAACAAGCUAUACUUGACCAUGGAUGAUCUUGCUGAUCAGUUUGGAAUUGGAACACUUCGUUUAACAACCAGACAAACUUUUCAGCUCCAUGGUGUUCUGAAGCAGAACCUCAAGACCGUAAUGAGUAGCAUCAUUAGAAGUAUGGGUUCAACUCUUGGUGCUUGUGGUGAUCUAAACAGGAAUGUUCUCGCUCCUCCUGCUCCAUUUGUAAGAAAGGACUACCAGUUUGCACAGCAGACUGCAGAGAAUAUAGCUGCACUCCUAACUCCUCAAUCAGGUUUCUACUAUGAUAUGUGGGUGGAUGGAGAGAAGAUUAUGUCAGCUGAACCUCCUGAAGUUGUGAAGGCCCGCAAUGAUAACUCUCAUGGAACAAAUUUCCCUGAUUCACCUGAGCCUAUCUAUGGAACUCAGUUCUUGCCAAGGAAGUUCAAAAUUGCAGUCACUGUGCCAGCGGACAACUCAGUGGAUAUCCUCACCAAUGAUAUUGGCGUGGUUGUUGUAUCUGAUAAAAAGGGGGAGCCUCAGGGUUUCAACAUAUACGUUGGUGGUGGUAUGGGAAGGACACAUAGGGUGGAGACCACCUUCCCCCGUUUGGCUGAGCCAUUGGGUUAUGUGCCAAAAGAGGAUAUUCUGUAUGCGGUGAAAGCUAUUGUCGUUACACAGCGGGAAAAUGGGAGAAGAGACGAUCGUAAGUACAGCAGAAUGAAAUAUUUGAUCAGCUCCUGGGGCGUUGAAAAGUUUAGAAGUGUAGUUGAGCAAUAUUAUGGAAAGAAGUUUGAACCUUUCCAUAAAUUGCCUGAGUGGGAAUUCAAAAGUUACUUGGGGUGGCAUGAGCAGGGCGAUGGUGGUUAUUUUUGUGGACUUCAUGUUGAUAAUGGACGUAUCGGAGGCAAUAUGAAGAAGGUGUUGAGGGAGGUAAUAGAGAAGUAUGACUUAAAUAUGCGUAUCACAGCAAAUCAGAACAUCAUUUUGUGUGAUGUCCGAGGUGCGUGGAAGCGUCCCAUUACAACAGUUCUUGCACAGGCUGGUUUGCUGCAACCUAGGUAUGUAGAUCCCCUCAACAUAACUGCAAUGGCUUGUCCCGCUUUUCCACUUUGCUCGCUGGCAAUUACUGAAGCUGAAAGAGGAAUCCCUGACAUUCUCAAGCGAGUCCGAGCUGUAUUUGAGAAGGUUGGUCUAAAGUACAAUGAUUCUGUGGUAAUAAGGGUUACUGGCUGCCCUAAUGGUUGUGCUAGACCGUACAUGGCUGAACUUGGCCUUGUUGGUGAUGGUCCCAAUAGCUAUCAGAUUUGGCUUGGGGGCGCUCCCAAUCAAACCAGGUUAGCAAGAACCUUCAUGAAUAAGGUUAAAGUUCAAGACCUUGAAAAAGUUUUGGAGCCUUUGUUUUACCAUUGGAAACGAAAGAGACAAUCCAAAGAAUCAUUCGGCGACUUCACAACCCGCUUGGGAUUUGAGAAGCUUCAAGAAUUGGUUGAUAAAUAUGAUGGUCCAGAGCUCUCACCAUCACGCUAUAACCUGAAGCUCUUUGCUGAUAAGGAGACUUAUGAAGCCGUGGAUGAGCUUGCAAAGCUGCAGAACAAGAGUGCUCAUCAGCUGGCAAUGGAAGUCAUACGCAAUUAUGUUUCUGCCCAGCAAAAUGGGAAAGAUGAAUGAGUCGGGCAUCCCAGUCGUUCAGAAUCUUGUUGCUUCUCCAAGGUGCUCAGGUGAAUGAGGCCCUCCAUCUCCAUCCCACUUGCCAUGUGAUUACUGCUCGUUAACGGCUGGACAAAAACAGACAUUGGGUUUUGACGUUCCUUGUUUUCAAAUUGUGUGUUGUAGCUUGUUUAUUUGAACCCAAACCUUGUGUUUCUAUUUCGCCUGAGUUGUUAAGACGUCUUGACGGGCAGCUUUUGUGCUU